Messenger RNA from Orycteropus afer afer, 6681 nucleotides. Lineage: Eukaryota; Metazoa; Chordata; Mammalia; Tubulidentata; Orycteropodidae. The record is from RefSeq and is a predicted model, not a curated record.
GGCACCAUGCCAGCCCGGUAGCACCACCAAAACAACCCAUCGUGGUCUGCUGCACCCCAUUGCUGGGGUGCCAGUUCCAAUGAGCCAGGGGCACAACAAACUCCAGUUGGCUGUUACUGAGGCGGAGACACGGGUGAUGAUUGGCUUUCAGGAGAGAGAGGAAGUCCUGUGAUUGGCCCGAUUCCUGGAGCUCGCAGACGCAGUAAGUGAAAGGACGCUCCCUCAGAGUCCGGACUUGGCUGUGAAAGACCCUGGACAUACAUCUGGGGACAGUGGCACUCUUUCCAAAGCAAGCGGCUGGAGCCGGACCAUCGCCCCAGAGAGCUGGGGCAGGGGCCCGUGCCCGAUCUCCAGGGCUCCUGGGGCCACUGCUGACCUGGCUGGAUGCAUCGGGCAGUGGACCCUCCAGGGGCCCGCGCUGCACGGGAAACAUUUGCCCUUGGGGGCCUUAGCUGUGCUGGGGCCUGGAGCUCCUGCCCGCCCCAUCCUCCUCCUCGUAGCGCAUGGCUGCCUGGAGGCAGGUGCUCAGCCAGUAUCGGGCAGCCUCCUCUCCCUGCUCCCCUACCCCCUUCACAUGGCAGUAGCUCUGGGCAUCCCAACAAGUCGUAUUAUGCCCCAGGGACACCUACCCCAAGACCCCUCCAUGGGAAGCUGGAAUCCCUGCACGGCUGUGUGCAGGCAUUGCUGCGAGAGCCAGCCCAGCCAGGGCUGUGGGAACAGCUCGGGCAGUUGUACGAGUCAGAGCAUGACAGCGAGGAGGCCAUACGCUGCUACCACAGUGCCCUUCGAUAUGGAGGAAGCAUUGCAGAGCUGGGGCCCCGCCUUGGACGACUGCAGCAGGCCCAGCUCUGGAACUUUCAUGCUGGCUCCUGCCAGCACCGAGCCAAGAUCUUGCCCCCCUUGGAGCAAGUGUGGAACUUGCUGCACCUUGAGCACAAGCGGAACUUCGGGGCCAAGCGGGGGGGUCCCCCAGUGAAGCGAGCUGCUGAACCCCCAGUGGUGCAGCCUGUUCCUCCUGCAGCACUCUCAGGCCCCUCAGGGGAGGAGGGACUCAGCCCUGGAGGCAAGCGCAGGAGAGGCUGCAACUCUGAGCAGGCUGGCCUUCCUCCAGGGCUGCCGCUACCACCACCACCAUUACCACCACCACCACCACCACCACCACCACCGCCACCCCUGCCUGGCCUGGCCACCAGCCCCCCAUUUCAGCUGCCUAAGCCAGGGCUGUGGAGUACCCUGCAUGGAGAUGCCUGGGGCACUGAGCGCAAGGGUUCAGCACCCCCAGAGCGCCAGGAACAGCGGCAUUCGCUGCCUCACCCAUAUCCAUACCCAGCUCCAGCCUACCCCACGCACCCCCCUGGCCACCGGCUGGUCCCGGCUGCACCCCCAGGCCCGGGUCCCCGCCCCCCAGGAGCAGAGAGCCAUGGCUGCCCGCCUGCCACCCGUCCCCCUGGAAGUGACCUUAGAGAGAGCAGAGUUCAGAGGUCGCGGAUGGACUCCAGCGUUUCACCAGCAGCAACUACCGCCUGCGUGCCUUACGCCCCUUCCCGGCCCCCCGGCCUCCCCAGCACCACCACCAGCAGCAGUAGCAGCAACACAGGUCUCCGGGGCGUGGAGCCCAGCCCAAGCAUUCCCGGCACUGACCAUUACCAAACUCCAGCGCUGGAGGUCUCCUCUCACCAGGGCCGCAUGGGGCCCUCGGCACACAGCAGUCGGAAACCGUUCCUGGCAGCCCCUGCUGCCACUCCCCAUCUACCCCUACCACCUGGACCCCCCUCACCUCCUCCACCCCCCUGUCCCCGCCUCUUACGUCCUCCACCCCCUCCUGCCUGGCUGAAAGGCCCAGCCUGCCGGGCAGGCCCAGGCCGAGAUGAUGGAGAGAUCUUAGAGGAGCUCUUCUUUGGGGCUGAAGGACCCCCUCGCCCUCCACCCCCACCCCCCCCUCAACGUGAGGGCUUCUUGGGGCCUCCAGCCUCCCGCUUUUCUGUGGGCACUCAGGAUUCGCACACCCCUCCCACUCCCCCAACCACCAGCAGCAGCAGCAGCAGCAGCAAUGGCAGCCACAGCAGCAGCCCUGCAGGACCUGUGUCUUUCCCCCCGCCUCCCUAUCUGGCCAGAAGGAUGGACCCCCUUCCCCAGCCCCCUAGCCCAUCAUUGAGCACCCAGGACCCACCCCUUGCCCCCCUAACUCUUGCCCUGCCUCCGGCCCCACCCCCCACCUGCCACCAAAAUACCUCAGGAAGCUUCAGGCACCCGGAGAGCCCUCGGCCCAGGGUCUCCUUCCCAAAGACCCCCGAGGUGGGGCCAGGGCCACCCCCGGGCCCCCUGAGUAAAGCCCCUCAGCCUGUGCCACCCAGGGUCAGGGAGCUGCCUGCCCAAGGCCCGCGGCUCUUUGAUUUCCCCCCUACCCCACUGGAGGACCAAUUUGAGGAGCCAGCAGAAUUCAAGAUCCUACCUGAUGGGCUGGCUAAUAUCAUGAAAAUGCUGGAUGAAUCCAUUCGCAAAGAGGAGGAGCAGCAACAGCAGGAGGCAGGCGUGGUCCCCCCGCCCCCCAUGAAGGAGCCCUUUACAUCUUUGCAGCCUCCAUUCCCUGACACAGUCCCAACCACCACAGCUGCCGCCACUGCCGCCACCGCCCCCGCCGCCACCACCACCACCACCACCACCGCCGCCACCACCGCCGCCGCCACCCAGGAAGAGGAGAAGAAGCCACCACCAGCCCUACCACCACCACCGCCUCUAGCCAAGUUCCCUACACCCCCUCAGCCACAGCCACCACCGCCACCCCCACCAGGCAGCCCAGCUAGCCUGCUCAAAUCCUUGGCCUCUGUGCUAGAGGGACAAAAGUACUGUUACCGGGGGACUGGAGUUGGUGUUCCCACCAGACCUGGGCCCUUGCCCACCACUCAGUAUUCCCCUAGUCCUCCAUCAGGUGCUAUUGCCCCACCACCCACCUCAGUGGCUCCUAGCGCCCAGGGCUCCCCACAGCCCUCCGCUUCCUCGUCAUCUCAGUUCUCUACCUCAGGCGGUCCCUGGGCCCGGGAGCGCAGGGCGGGUGAAGAGCCAGCCUCGGGCCACACGACUCCCACCCCACCGCCCCAACCCCUGCCGUUGCCCCCUGCCCGCUCUGAGUCCGAGGUGCUAGAAGAGAUCAGCCGGGCUUGUGAGACCCUUGUGGAGCGGGUGGGCCGGAGUGUCACAGAGCCAGCAGAGACAGUGGACACAGCAGAGCCAGUGGACAGUGGGACUGAGCGGCCACCCCCUCCCAUCCAGGCCAAGGAGGAGAGUGGCGGGGUAGUGGUGGCAGCAGGGCCAGGGAGCAAGCGGCGGCAGAAGGAGCACCAGAAGGAGCACCGGUGGCACAGGCGGGCUUGUAAGGACAGUGUAGGUCGGCGGCCUCGUGAGGGCAGGGCCAAAGCUAAGGCCAAGGCCCCCAAAGAAAAGAGCCGUCGGGUGCUGGGGAACCUGGACCUGCAGAGUGAGGAGAUCCAGGGUCGUGAAAAGGCCCGGCCUGAGCUUAGUGGGGCCUCCAAGGCCAAGCCACCCACAGCUCCUGCCCCUCCACUGGCUCCUGCAUCCUCUGCCCAGACCACACCUGCAUCAGCCCCUGUUCCUGGGAAGAAGACACGGGAGGAAGUCCCAGGGCCACCAGGCGUCAGCAGGGCUGACAUGCUGAAGCUGCGCUCCCUCAGUGAGGGGCCCCCCAAGGAGCUGAAGAUUCGGCUUAUCAAGGUAGAGAGUGGUGACAAGGAGACCUUUAUCGCUUCUGAGGUGGAGGAACGGCGGCUGCGCAUGGCAGACCUCACCAUCAGCCACUGUGCCGCCGACGUCGUGCGUGCCAGCAAGAAUGCCAAGAUAAAAGGGAAGUUUCGAGAGUCCUACCUUUCCUCUGCACAGUCUGUGAAACCGAAGAUCAACACUGAGGAGAAGCUGCCCCGGGAAAAACUCAACCCACCCACACCCAGCAUAUAUCUGGAGAGCAAACGGGAUGCCUUCUCCCCAGUGCUACUGCAGUUCUGUACAGACCCUCGAAAUCCCAUCACUGUGAUCCGGGGCUUGGCAGGCUCCCUGCGGCUGAACUUGGGCCUCUUCUCCACCAAGACGCUGGUGGAGGCGAGCGGGGAGCACACCGUGGAGGUGCGAACCCAGGUGCAGCAGCCCUCAGAUGAGAACUGGGACCUGACGGGCACUCGCCAGAUCUGGCCCUGUGAGAGUUCCCGUUCCCACACCACCAUUGCCAAGUAUGCGCAGUAUCAGGCCUCCUCCUUUCAGGAGUCCCUACAGGAGGAGAAGGAAAGUGAGGAUGAGGAGUCCGAGGAACCGGACAGCACCACAGGAACCCCUCCUAGCAGUGCCCCAGACCCCAAGAACCAUCACAUCAUCAAGUUUGGCACCAACAUCGACCUGUCUGACGCCAAGCGGUGGAAGCCACAGUUGCAGGAGCUGCUGAAGCUGCCCGCUUUCAUGCGGGUGACGUCCACAGGCAACAUGCUGAGCCACGUGGGCCACACCAUCCUGGGCAUGAACACGGUGCAGCUGUAUAUGAAAGUCCCGGGCAGCCGAACGCCAGGCCAUCAAGAGAACAACAAUUUCUGCUCUGUCAACAUAAACAUUGGCCCUGGCGACUGCGAGUGGUUUGCAGUGCACGAGCACUACUGGGAGACCAUCAGCGCCUUUUGUGACCGGCACGGCGUGGACUAUCUGACAGGCUCCUGGUGGCCAAUUCUGGAUGACCUCUAUGCCUCCAAUAUUCCUGUAUACCGCUUCGUGCAGCGCCCCGGAGACCUCGUGUGGAUCAACGCGGGCACCGUGCACUGGGUGCAGGCCACCGGCUGGUGCAACAACAUUGCCUGGAACGUGGGGCCCCUCACUGCCUAUCAGUACCAGCUGGCCCUGGAACGAUAUGAGUGGAACGAGGUGAAGAAUGUCAAGUCCAUUGUGCCCAUGAUUCACGUAUCCUGGAACGUGGCUCGCACCGUCAAAAUCAGCGACCCCGACUUGUUUAAGAUGAUCAAGUUCUGCCUCCUGCAGUCCAUGAAGCACUGCCAGGUGCAGCGGGAGAGCCUCGUGCGGGCAGGGAAGAAAAUUGCCUACCAGGGCCGGGUCAAAGACGAGCCUGCCUACUACUGCAACGAAUGCGAUGUGGAGGUGUUCAACAUCCUGUUCGUGACCAGUGAGAACGGCAGCCGCAACACGUACCUGGUGCAUUGCGAGGGCUGCGCCCGGCGCCGCAGCGCGUGCCUGCAGGGCGUGGUAGUGCUGGAGCAGUACCGUACGGAGGAGCUGGCGCAGGCCUACGACGCCUUCACGCUGGUGAGCCCGGAGGGCGGGCAGAGGGGCGGGCGGAGCGCCGGAGGGCGGGCCGGCGUGGCCCGGGCGGCGGCCGCUGAGCACCUACCUGCUUCCCCCCACCCCCGCAGGCGCCCGCCAGCACGUCGCGAUGAGGCCGGACGCCCCGCCGCCUGCCCACCCGCGCAGGGCGCCGUGGGGCCACCAGCACACGCCUGGGCUGGACCUAGGUCCCGCCGCGGGCCGGGAAGGGGGUCGGGCCCAGCCCUUCCACCCCAUUGGCAGCUCCCCUUACUUAAUUUAUUUAAAACUUUUUUUAAACAAAUAGGAAAAAAGGAAAAAAAAAAAAAAAAAAAAAAAAAAGGAGGCGGGGAGGGGGCUGGCAGCCCCUCGCCCGUCAGCGCCUCCCCUCACCGACUUUGGCCUUUCUAGCAACAGACACAAGGACCAGGCUCCGGCGGCGGCGGGGGUCACAUACGGGUUCCCUCACGCCUGCCAGCCGCCCGCCCGCGCACGUGGCUCGUGUAUGUACAUAAAACGUUACGGCAGCCGAGGUUUUUAAUGAGAUUCUUUCUAUGGGCUUUACCCCUCCCCAAGAACCUUCUUUUUUACUUCCAAUGCUAGCUGUGACCCCUGUACAUGUUUCUCUUUAUUCACUUGGUUUUGAUUUGUAUUUUCUGGGGUGUUUUGUUUUUUGGUUUUUAAUUUAUAACAGUCCCACUCACCUCUAUUUAUUCAUUUUUGGGAAAACCCGACCUCCCGCACCCCGAUGCCAUCCCGCCUGCCCCUCCUGGGACCGCCCGCUGCCGGGCCCUCCCUGUGCCCCAGAGUGUGUCCGGGCCCGGCCAGUCCGUCUCCGCCUAUCUGCCCACGGCUCCAGCCGGGUUCUCAUGGUGCUCAAACCCGCUCCCCUCCCCUACGUCCUGCACUUUCUUGGACCAGACCCCCCACUCCCGACCCGACCCCAACCCCGCCUGAGGGUGAGCGACUCCUGUACUGUAGGGGAAGAAGUGGGAACUGAAAUGGUAUUUUGUAAAAAAAAAUAAAAUAAUAAAAAAUUUUAGAAAUUUUAAAGAAAGAACUAUGAGGAAGAGGAACCCUGUCCUUCCCAGCCCCGGCCGAUUUUAAACACGGACUUUUUUUCUUUAAAGUGUGAAACAGCCCAGGCCUGUGUCCCCCCUGGGGCAGGGACACCUGGGGUGAGUUUCUGUGGGGCUUUCUUUUUUUUUUCUCUCUCCACGCUGGGGCUGCGGAGGGGUGGGGGGUUUACAGUCCCGCCCCCACGCACUGCACUGUCUCUCUGCCCCAGGGGCAGAGGGGUCUUCCCCCCAUCCCUAUUUUCGGUGAUUUUUGUGUGAGACUAUUAAUAUGAAAAAUAAAAGCAGAAAAAAUCCU